Cottoperca gobio is the source of this 1562-nucleotide messenger RNA. RefSeq names its product nitric oxide synthase interacting protein (gene nosip). The record is from RefSeq and is a predicted model, not a curated record. Lineage: Eukaryota; Metazoa; Chordata; Actinopteri; Perciformes; Bovichtidae. Gene Ontology annotation, cellular component: nucleus. The coding region runs from base 165 to 1103 and encodes 312 amino acids. Gene Ontology annotation, molecular function: ubiquitin protein ligase activity. The transcript is spliced from 11 exons.
AAGAAGAAGAAGUAAUAAUAAUAAUCAGAAUCAUAGUAGCAGCAGUAGUAGUAGUAGUAGUAGAGUAGCAGCAGCAGCAGCAGCAGCAGCAGCAGCAGCAGCAGCAGCAGCAGUAGUGGUUGUUCGGCCGAUGUUUUGGAGCUUGAUAAGCACAUUUAAGUACAAUGACUCGCCAUGGAAAGAACUGUACGGCCGGAGCUGUCUACACAUACCACGAGAAAAAGAAAGAUACAGCGGCGUCUGGUUAUGGAACACAGAGCAUUCGACUAGGCAAAGAUGCGAUCAAAGACUUUGACUGCUGCUGCCUGUCCCUGCAGCCCUGUCAGGAUCCUGUGGUGACUCCAGAUGGUUUCUUAUAUGAAAAACAGGCCAUUCUUGAAUAUAUUUUGCACCAGAAGACAGAAACUGCCAAAAAAAUGAAGGCUUAUGAGAAGCAGAAGCAAGCACAGAAGAGCAACAGCCGACUUGAGUCCAAGUCAGUGGAAAGAGAAAGGGUGGAGAGGUUUAAAACCAGAGAGAACAGCAUUGUGUCCAAACCCAUCAACCCAUUCACAUCUGGGCAGAACAUAGGAAGUGAGAAGGGCAGGACAGACAGCAGCUCAAAGGGCAGGACAGACAGCAGCUCAGCUGAAUCCUCCACUGCUGCUUCAGCUGCCACUUCCAGCCAGAGCCUGCCCUGUUUUUGGGUUCCCUCUCUGACACCAGUGUCCAAGCCCACCUUACUCAAGAAACCAAGCAAGUCUGUGUUAUGUCCCAUGUCAGGACGGCCCAUUAAGAUGAAUGAGCUUGUCACAGUGCGCUUCACCAGGCUGGACUCCAGCCUGGACCGAGUGGCCCUGCUCACCCGCCAGGACAGGUAUGUGUGUGCGGUAACCAGAGACGUCCUGGGCAACAGUGUUCCCUGUGCUGUUCUGCGACCCUCGGGUACUGUGGUGACUCAGGAGUGUGUGGAGAAGUUGAUCAAGAAGGAUAUGUUGGACCCUGUGAAUGGAGAUAAACUGUCCGACAGAGACAUCAUCCCGCUGCAGAGGGGAGGAACCGGCUUCGCUGCCUCGGGGGUUGACCUCCGUGCCAAAGAGGCUCGUCCAGUGAUGCAAGUUUGAGAGUGAGGGCAAUGAUUCUAUGUGCACCCUCAUUACUGAGUGUUAAAGGGUGAUAUAUUUUUGUGAUGGACUCCUUCUUCCAGUGUGUCAACAACUUUAACUUGUUUUGAUAGCCAUUGUUGUUUUCUGGCUUAUUUUUCUUGUUCCUGUAGGUGAUUUUUCUUCCAUCACAGAUGAUUAAAUAAUGGAUUCCCAAUUCCCUCCUGAAUUAGUUUAUUUUAAAGAAGUGGAUUUUGCGUUUGUGUUUAUAUAAGACAGAAUUAUUCCAUUCAUUCUACAGAACUGAUCAUUGGCAGAAGAUUUUCUCCUCUAAAGCUGUUGGUUAUAAACCUUCCUUUAUGUCCUGAUGAUGAGAUGUUAGUUUAAGCUGCUCAGCUGUCAAAUCUGAUGUUCAGGGCCAUGCCAGUGAUUACUUCAUGUUUCAGGCACUAGUUCCCAUUAAAGUGAAUAUUAGUCAUU